CUUAAUUUAAUACAAAUAAUUCAUACUUCCUGUGUUAGAGUUAUGUCUAAAUAAAUUACAACAUAAAGAAUUAGUCUGAGGAAUAAUGUAAUAUGGCACCUAUGAAUUAAAUAAAUUUUCAGAUAUGAAAUAAAGGAAAAUGGAGGAAAAGCGUAAAUCUUUCGGUUUCCAGGGAUUUGAGAUGAAGCGUUCAGGAAUAGCACCAUUAGGAUUACAGAAGAGAUCUUCUCUCGAACCGCCCGUCAAGUCGGCCAAAAAGAUACGACCCAUCUCCCCGCCAAGGGACGGAAAAUCAUCAGUGGAUACAUUCACGCUUCCUGAUCUCUCAACCCCGCCGCCGAAGAGGGCCAUGUACAGCCGACGAAGUACCGGAAGUUCUUAUACACCGCCAUUCCCAUCGCCGUUAGGACGUACGAACGCAGACGGUUCUACGCCCUCGCCCAGAUUACUAUUUAAAACUAAGGACUGUGCAGAGUGUAAGAUUUGUAGCAAUGAAAUAUUUGAAGUUCGACAUCCUCACAUAUCAUCACAGCAAAUAAUAAUGAGGUAUGAUUCUCGUGAGUAUGAUUGCCCCAUGUGUAACAAGCGUCAUCUCAAUAAUAACAGAGACAACGGAAGAAUCAAUAUUGUCCUGGGGAGCAGUACACUUCACAACCUUUGGAAAGAAAGAACAUAUAAACCCAAUUCACACAUAGACUUUGAUUGCAUCAUAGGAGGACAAAUCCACGACGUGCAUGAGUCCUUCCUCCGUCAGUAUGACAAAAUAACCAACCCUAUGGACAUCCUGCUCGCCUGCGGAGUCAACAACAUCUCCUCCUCAGAGAGCGCUGAGAGGGUCAUUAUCGACUUCAAGGCAUUCAUACAAUCGGUUCGAAAUCAUAGUCUGCGCAACAAUCACAAGGUUCCUAGUCGAAUAGUGAUAUCCUCUAUUCUAUAUGCUCCGAAGUAUUGUGAUAGCUCUCUCAGACCAUUCCAGAAUAAACUAGAAAAGGUGAGGAAGGUUAACGCCUGGAUUGAAGAGUUUAACAAGAAGGAGACCGGAGAGCAGCUAAACCUUCACCUCUACGGAGUCAAGGGGAACCCAAACAGGGAGCCAUUAGUUCAUAAGUAUGAGGACUGGAAGGAGCCGGACAAGUCCAGGAAGCUUCACCUCAGCAGCUCCGCCAAGAGCAGGGUUGCCACUGAGCUCGUCAAGCUCUUUGAUAAUCUGCAAAGGAGUCUUUAAACCGGUCGAAGAAUACACCCAUAAUUAGAUUAAUGAACCUAUUGCUAGAAAAAAAAGUAGAUUUGUAAAUCUAUAUAUACAAAAAUAUAUAUUUAUGUUAUUGUAAAUAAAAGAACCCGU
Eurytemora carolleeae is the source of this 1345-nucleotide messenger RNA. RefSeq lists its product as uncharacterized. Bases 140 to 1225 code for a protein of 361 amino acids. The record is from RefSeq and is a predicted model, not a curated record. The transcript is spliced from 8 exons. NCBI's taxonomy places the organism in Eukaryota, Metazoa, Arthropoda, Copepoda, Calanoida, Temoridae.